Molecule: messenger RNA, 2062 nt
Organism: Centruroides sculpturatus (bark scorpion)
Lineage: Eukaryota; Metazoa; Arthropoda; Arachnida; Scorpiones; Buthidae
Product: protein disulfide-isomerase-like
Exons: 4
Coding region: 1256-2047 (263 amino acids)
Biological process (GO): protein folding; response to endoplasmic reticulum stress
Cellular component (GO): endoplasmic reticulum
Molecular function (GO): protein disulfide isomerase activity
Source: RefSeq, a predicted model, not a curated record
GGCCGAGCGGUUAUGGUCGACGUAUGUAUCGGGUGGAGGAAAAGGCCACGUCGGCACAUAUUUAUUUAACUCGGUUGGUUAUUGAUAUCUUCCUCGGGUCCGGCGCGAGUUUUGUCGACCGGACGGCGGAUUUCCCAGAAAAAAAGCACACGUGCAAAGAUAGGGUCGAGCGUAAAGAUAACGACUCCGAAGUUCGGUUAUAUUAUGUAGAUUGGAUAAGGCCGCGUUAAAUUUACCGGAUAUUAAAAAUUCAAAGCCGACUCCUUCCCGUAGACCAAAGCGCGAAAUCGUUUCUUCUCCGCCAUAAAUAGAUCGUAGGAAUUUCCGCUCCUUCCGGAAAAGGCAAUAAGGCCAAGUCUAAGUUCUUUUUGCCCGGCGAGAUAAAGGCCGCGACACCGGAGAGAAAAGUCGUUUUCCCUUUUGUUGGCAUUCCAAUUAAGAAUCGGCAAAUUUAUUCCUACCGAUAACGCUUCCGAGCCGGAAGUCACCCUUUAAUUAAUUGGCCGGCCGGCGGUUCUCCCCCCUGACCGAUUAUUUUCGCAAGAAAAAAUAAGUUCCCUUGAGAAAGGCCGAAGGCGUCCGGCCACACCUCCAUUUUCGGUAUCGUUCGUAUUUUUUUAUUAUUAUUUUUUUUAUUUUCGGGGCCGUCCAAACGUAUGGCGGGUUUUUAAAAUGCGGACUUGGUUUACGCCUAAAUAAACGUAAUAAAGAAUCGAGCACUCGCCGUUUUAAAUUUAUCGUCUAAUUCUUUAAUUCCAAAACUUGCCGACUAUAUCGAUUUAGUAUUAUUAGGUCCGUUCGUUUACCUAUCUGGCGUACGUUUUUCCUAUAGAAAAUUCACAGAAAAUGCUUUAAUUUAUUCGUGCGACGAUGGUUUUGGAAGUAAUGCCCUCGCCUUGGUCCGAGACAUUUUUUAAAUAUUUCCGGCUCUUCCUCCACCGAUUUUCUUUUCCCCACCUGUCCGUCUUAUAAAUACCCACGUGGCUAAACGCCUUCGUUACUGGUUUACGGCAGAAGAACUCCGCCACGCAUUUCUAGAAAUUAACCGACGUGUUCGGAAAAUGUCAAAUUUCCUCCACCCCGACAGUUUUCUUCCCCCCGAAACGACCACCUUGCCCGCAUCACGUGGCCAUUUUUGAACCAUUCGGACGUCAACACGAUUCCCGAAAUGCCGUAUAAACGCAUGCGCCGGCCCCGCGCAACACAUCGCCGCGUUCGAAACCCUUCGUAGUGUUCCGGCCGUAUUUACAACACUAUGACUUUAUUUAAUAAAUUAAUACCCGUAGCCUUAUACGUAACGGUAGUGGUGGGCCAAGUAGGAGAAGACGACGUCCUGGUGUUGAAGAAAGACAACUUCGAUCGAGAAAUCGAAAACAACAAACACGUCUUAGUGGAAUUCUAUGCUCCUUGGUGUGGACACUGUAAAGCACUAGCCCCGGAAUAUGCCAAAGCCGCUAAGCAACUGUUGGAAGAAAAAUCUGAAAUACGACUGGCAAAAGUUGAUGCGACCGAAGAAUCUGAACUAGCAGGAAAGUUCAAGGUGAAAGGUUAUCCAACAAUCAAAUUCUUCCGUGAGGGAGAGCCCAUUGAUUAUACGGGUGGACGCACUGCAAACGAUAUCGUCAACUGGUUGAAAAAGAAAACCGGACCACCCGCUAUUACUUUAAAUACAGUUGAAGAAACAGUGCAAUUUAAAGACAGUAAAGACGUGGUAGUGAUAGGAUUCUUUAAGGACCCAGAAAGUAAACUAGCAAAAGUUUAUUUAGAGGCUGCUUACGCGAUCGACGACCAUCCUUUUGGCAUCACUUCCAAUGAAAAUGUUUAUAAAGAGUUUAAAGUCGAGAAAGAUACCAUCAUCUUAUUUAAAAAAUUUGAUGAAGGAAAGAAUGAAUAUGAAGAAGAAAUUACAAAAGAUAACAUUAAAAAAUUUGUUAAAAGCAACAGUUUGCCAUUGGUCAUUGAAUUCAGUCAUGCGGUGAGUUUUAUUGUGCACUCUUAUUGUCUUUCUAAUAUACUUGUUACUUGUCUGAUUUACAAUUCUAACUGAAUAAGUUUCCAACAU